AUGGGCAAAGAAGAGAAGCGGAAAAAUCGCCGUCUUUUGGCGGUUCCGGCCUGGGCCGAUUUCGCCACUUCCCCACCUCUGCCCGCGGUCUUCGACGCCACCGCUGCCAGUCUGUUGGCAUACCGACAGACGCCUCGACUCGGUCCGUCCGGCUCCGGCCGAUUAUGCGGCCUCCUUCUGCCCUCCCCGGGACCUACUCCGCCAACCGUGAAGGUGGUCAGUCCGAAAACCGCCUCCGCGUUCUGCCACGUGUCGGAAGAUCUGCUGUUUCCGCCUCCUUCCGAAGUUGCAUUUUGGACACCCACUCUUCCGCUCCUGCCGAACCUCCACUCGGUGGAUGUGGAGGACAGCUCCAGACUCUGCGGCGUCCCGCGGACAAAGCAGCUCCUUCCGAACGCCGACUUCCUGAAGGAUGGGAUUGCAGAGCCGGCCUUAGGUAGUUCCAAAUUACGAUCUGAACCGGUCAGUGGAGAGUGCCAGAUGCAUUCGUUGCCCCAGAUCCCUGAGUCCGAGUAG
This is a messenger RNA of Protopolystoma xenopodis, 516 nucleotides long. The record is from the annotation of a GenBank genome assembly. Lineage: Eukaryota; Metazoa; Platyhelminthes; Monogenea; Polystomatidea; Polystomatidae.